UUCAAGAAGUGCAACAUGGCCAGGGGCUGCCUCUGCUGCUUGAAGUACAUGAUGUUCCUCUUCAACCUGAUAUUCUGGCUCUGUGGCUGCGGGCUGCUUGGAGUGGGCAUCUGGCUGUCCGUGUCCCAAGGCAACUUUGCCACCUUCUCCCCCAGCUUCCCGUCGCUGUCGGCAGCCAACCUGGUCAUCGCCAUCGGCACCAUUGUCAUGGUGACGGGCUUCCUGGGCUGCUUGGGGGCCAUCAAGGAAAACAAGUGCCUCCUCCUCAGUUUUUUCAUUGUCCUGUUGGUCAUCCUCCUAGCAGAGCUGAUCUUACUCAUCCUCUUCUUCGUCUACAUGGACAAGGUGAACGAGAACGCCAAGAAAGAUCUGAAGGAGGGUCUGCGGCUGUACAACACCGAGAACAACGUGGGCCUGAAGAACGCCUGGAACAUCAUCCAGGCCGAGAUGCGAUGCUGCGGCGUCUCCGACUACACGGACUGGUACCCGGUGCUGGGGGAGAACACAGUCCCCGACCGUUGCUGCAUGGAGAACUCCCAGGGCUGCGGGCGAAACGCCACCACCCCCUUGUGGAAGACGGUGAGGCUGUGGAGGGACACAAACAGGCACCCUCCCCAUGUCUUUCAGAUCCUGGGCAUGGCCUUCUCCAUGACCCUCUUCCAGCACAUCCACCGGACUGGCAAAAAGUACGACGCGUGAGCGCCGGCCGGAGCGCCCCAGCCCCACCCAGACACCCUGCGGAGGGAAGAGGAUGUGAGCUUUAUGUCGCCUGCCUGCACUCUCCAGAUGUGACCCCGCACCCACCCGCCCACCCAGCC
This is a messenger RNA of Carlito syrichta (Philippine tarsier), 818 nucleotides long. RefSeq names its product tetraspanin 9 (gene TSPAN9). Gene Ontology annotation, cellular component: membrane. The record is from RefSeq and is a predicted model, not a curated record. Lineage: Eukaryota; Metazoa; Chordata; Mammalia; Primates; Tarsiidae. The transcript has 7 exons. Bases 16 to 699 code for a protein of 227 amino acids.